Molecule: messenger RNA, 1299 nt
Organism: Halteromyces radiatus
Lineage: Eukaryota; Fungi; Mucoromycota; Mucoromycetes; Mucorales; Cunninghamellaceae
Product: nucleotide-diphospho-sugar transferase
Exons: 5
Coding region: 81-1208 (375 amino acids)
Biological process (GO): protein N-linked glycosylation; cell wall mannoprotein biosynthetic process
Cellular component (GO): membrane; Golgi apparatus
Molecular function (GO): alpha-1,2-mannosyltransferase activity
Source: RefSeq, a predicted model, not a curated record
UCUUUUUUUUCGCUUUCUAAAUUUUUUUUUCUUCUUUUCUUUUUUACUUAUUUAUUCCCCCCUCUCCUCCCUUCUAACAUAUGUUUACAAGGUUGGGACUUUCACUUCGAUCAAUACGGUCGAAAUGGUUAUCUAUAGGUUGUACACUUUUGGGUUUAAUGUUUGUCCUGACAUCCUUGUACAUAUCACCAGUAAAUAAAUACUUACACAAUCUCGAUACUGUAAAAACAACAACAACAACAAGUAGUUCGGAACCUAUGCGUGCCUGUUUUGUAGUCUUGGUACGAAAUAGUGAAUUACAAGGCAUCAAAAAUACUGUCAUCCAAAUAGAACAACGAUUUAAUAAGCAAUUCCAUUAUCCAUAUGUGUUUUUGAAUGACGAUUAUUUUACUGAACAAUUUAUUCAAGAAAUUACUGCUCUGACUACUGCUCAAGUUAACUUUGGCAAGGUAGAUCAACAAAUGUGGGGAUACCCUUCUUUUAUCAAUCAAACACAUGCUGCUUUACAACGAGCUGAACUGGCUACUCAAGGUAUUCCUUAUGCAGAUAGUGAAUCUUAUCGACAUAUGUGCAGAUUUCAAAGUGGAUUCUUCUUUAGACACCCAUUACUCGAUCCUUACGAUUACUAUUGGCGAAUUGAACCCGAUGUGGAUUAUCAUUGUGAUAUAGAUUAUGAUGUAUUCAGAUUUAUGAAGGAUAAUGGCAAAAAAUAUGGAUUCAAUAUUGCUUUUCGUGAAUUCUUAGCAACUGUACCAACUUUAUGGCAAACUGUCUUGGAUUUCAAAAAGAGUCAUCCUGAGGUAAUGAAACAAUUACCAAGCCCUGAAGAUUCUCUUUGGAACUUUGUGGCUAGUGACGAUGGCUUAUCAUACAAUUCUUGUCAUUUUUGGACCAACUUUGAAAUUGCUUCCUUGGAUUUAUGGAGAUCAAAUGAAUAUCUCAAGUAUUUCAAUUAUUUGGAUCGUGCUGGCGGAUUCUUUUACGAAAGAUGGGGUGAUGCACCAGUUCAUUCUAUAGCAGCAGCCAUGAUGUUAAAAAAGGAUGAAUUUCAUUUCUUCAAUGAUAUCGGUUAUAGACAUACAGCAUAUACUCAUUGUCCAACAGAACCUAUUUAUCGUGAUAAGUGCUCUUGUAAUCCAGCGGACAACUUUGAUUACGACCCGGGUUUAAGUUGUUAUUCUAUAUUCAAAGAUGCCUUACGUCGAUGAUCCAACAUUUUAUUGGUUAUAUUAUUUUAAAAAGCAUAUUUUUUUUAUUAUUUUUGACAAGGAUUCAAUAAACUUUUAUAUAAAUUUGUAA